GGAGUGGCUGGUAACGGCUCUCACCUGAAGAGAAGAAAGGACGCAUUCACUGCAGCUCACCCAUCAGAGGAAAGCGCUAACGAGUCCCUCUGGAAGAGAACAGAGAGAGGCUAACACCGGACAGCGGACACCCGGAGAGGGGCUGACGUUUUGGGGUCGUGUUCUUGUACCUGGAACUGCGAGAGAGGGGGUUAAAUCUGCAGUGAGGACUAGUCUAAUCACACAGAUUACCUGUCGCUGUUAGUUUGAGCUGCCUCUUUACCCUGGAGAAAAGAACCGAGACGGUCAGAGCGAGUGACUAGAGCCGUGCUGCACAUCCCACUGACAAUACCUGAACAACUUAUAAACAGAAUCCCGUGUGCUGUCAUGGACAGUGUGAAGAUGGAAUCUGUCCAGAUUAAAGAGGAGUUCUCUGAACUUGAACCUCUCCCCUUUACAGUGGAUUUCUUUGGGCUGGCUUCCCUCCCCAUGAAACAGGAGCUCUGUGAGAUGCAAUGUGACAGCAGUCAGCCACAGGUCUCUGAGAUUAAAGCUGAGCACAAUGAAUUGGAGAUCCCGCAGACAGAAGAACACCUUCCUGUUAAACAAGAAGAGGUGCUGGAAAUUGUCUGUAUUAAACGGGGUCCCCCUGAAGUAGAGUUUGAGCACAUGGAACCAGUGAAGGAAGAACCAGAGGACUUCAAACCAAACAUCCCUGAGCUGGAGCCUGUACGCCUGCGGGAGUGUAGCGUGGUGCUGGAGAGAAUCUGCGUGAGAGAGCAAGGCGCUGGAGAGGAAGGCUCUCUCAACAGCAUGCAAGGAGGUGGACAGGGAGACAGGCGCUCACAUUCAGAAUGCAGUCUAGCAGGUUCCAGUCCAGCAGCUAAAGUGAGGGCAGGCGGUGGAGAAUAUCCUGACUGUGGGAAAGGUUUCACGCUGUUCGUGCAUUUAAACAAAACCCAGCGAACUCACACAGGCGAGAAACCGUAUCACUGCUAUGACUUUGGGAAGAGUUUCAGUCAGUCAGGAUACCUUGUUUCACACCAGCAAACUCAUACAAGAGAGAAACCAUAUCGCUGCUCUGACUGUGGGAAGAGUUUUAGUUGCUCAGGAAACCUGAAAGCACACCAGCGAACUCACACAGGAGAGAAACCGUAUUGCUGCUCUGACUGUGGGAAGAGUUUCCGUGUGAAACAAGGCCUUCAAAACCACCAGUGGACUCACACAGGAGAGAAACCGUAUCGCUGCUCUAACUGUGGGAAGAGUUUCAGUCGGGCAGACAGCCUUGUUUCACACCAGCGAACUCACACAGGAGAAAAACCGUAUUGCUGCUCUGACUGUGGGAAGAGUUUCCGUUUUAAACAAGGCCUUCAAAACCACCAGUGGACUCACACAGGAGAGAAACCGUAUCACUGCUCUGACUGUGGGAAGAGUUUCAGUCGGUCAGGCAGCCUUGUUUCACACCAGCGAACUCACACAGGAGAGAAACCGUAUUGCUGCUCUGACUGUGGGAAGAGUUUCAGUCGGGCAGACAACCUUGUUUCACACCAGCGAACUCACACAGGAGAGAAACCGUAUCACUGCUCUGACUGUGGGAAGAGUUUCAGUAGGGCAGACAGCCUUGUUUCACACCAGCGAACUCACACAGGAGAGAAACCGUAUCACUGCUCUGACUGUGGGAAGAGUUUCAGUGUGAAACAAGGCCUUCAAAACCACCAGCGAACUCACACAGGAGAGAAACCGUAUUGCUGCUCUGACUGUGGGAAGAGUUUCAGUGUGAAACAAGGCCUUCAAAAACACCAGCGAAUUCACAGAAGAGAGAAACUUUAAAAACCAUGUUCAAUGGGACUUUUCACUCAUGAGGGGAAAAUAAUAUUAACCUUGCAUUACGAAUCCCUGUGUAAUAACUGUUUUGUAGAUCACUCUUAAGAGCAUGCAUUUAAAACUCUCUUGCACUCUGUGUCAGAUAGUGGGUGAUGAUGCGGACACGUCACAAGAGGCUUCUCUGCUGUCAGUUUAACUCAGGCUGUCAAUGCAGUCAGUGCCUGGGAGUGGGAAUAUGCAGAAAGGAAACUAUUCCACACCUCAUCUGAUGGACGAGUCAGGAGAAAUUGAUAACUCGGUGUGGAAAUGAGUUUCAGAGUUUAACAUUUUGAACUUACUCAAUUUAUUUAUUUUCAAGUUAAUUAUCAUGCUUUUUAUUUUUUUAAUGAUCUAAUGUACAAUAAAUGAUAAAUUGUU
Molecule: messenger RNA, 2220 nt
Organism: Acipenser ruthenus (sterlet)
Lineage: Eukaryota; Metazoa; Chordata; Actinopteri; Acipenseriformes; Acipenseridae
Product: zinc finger protein 501-like
Exons: 3
Coding region: 367-1809 (480 amino acids)
Biological process (GO): regulation of transcription by RNA polymerase II; central nervous system development
Cellular component (GO): nucleus
Molecular function (GO): DNA-binding transcription factor activity, RNA polymerase II-specific; RNA polymerase II cis-regulatory region sequence-specific DNA binding
Source: RefSeq, a predicted model, not a curated record